AUGGAUUCUUUAACAUAUUCCUCGAUGAAAUCCACGCUGACUCAAGCUCGAGGCUCGCUGAACUCGCGUUUGUCUGAAAUUGAGCCACUGGCUCUGCUCAUAGCCCCGCUUCUCACUCUGUUUCUCGCCCAGAUUUUCGGAUCUGUCCUCGGCGUUGUUCACGAGAAAGGCCUGAAAGCGUGUCUUCUGGGUCUUAUCAUGGGCUUCCUCAAGUGA
Thlaspi arvense is the source of this 216-nucleotide messenger RNA. The record is from the annotation of a GenBank genome assembly. Lineage: Eukaryota; Viridiplantae; Streptophyta; Magnoliopsida; Brassicales; Brassicaceae.